AUGGCUCAAACAGGUGCAGAUGAUGAUGAAAAGGCACAGUCUUUACAAGCUGAGUUUGCUUCUGGAAAUGGUGUUGGCCAUGACAAGGAGGAGCUUCGGUCGCAGUGGGCUACAGUCGAAAGAUUACCAACGUAUAAGAGGAUUACUACUGCUCUGUUUCAAAGAAGAGAUGAAGCUUCGGAUAAAGGGAGAGUCAUUGAUGUUACUAAACUCGAGGCUGCUGAGAGACAUUUGUUGAUUGAAAAGCUUGUCAAGCAAAUCCAGGAUGAUAACCUUCAUUUACUCAGAAAGAUAAGGAAGAGAAUUGAUGAGGUUGGUAUAGAGUUACCAACGGUGGAAGUGAGGUUCAGUGACCUCUCUGUUGAAGCAGAAUGUGAAGUAGUUCAUGGAAAGCCUAUCCCAACUCUUUGGAAUACUGUCAAAGGCAUACUAUCUGAGUUCAUCUGUUCAAAGAAAGAAACCAAGAUAAGCAUCUUGAAAGGCGUGAGCGGUAUCGUAAGGCCUGGAAGAAUGACAUUGUUGCUCGGUCCUCCUGGUUGUGGCAAAACCACUCUGUUACAGGCACUUUCUGGACGACUUUCCCCUUCUGUAAAGGUUGGAGGAGAAGUAAGUUACAAUGGUUGCUUACUUUCAGAGUUUAUUCCAGUGAAAACGUCGAGUUAUAUAAGUCAAAACGAUCUGCAUAUUCCAGAGAUGAGUGUGAGAGAGACACUCGACUUCUCUGCGUGUUGCCAGGGUAUCGGAAGCCGUAUGGAAAUUAUGAAGGAGAUCAGUAGAAGGGAGAAAGUCCGAGGAAUUGUUCCAGAUCCUGAUAUAGAUGCUUACAUGAAGGCAAUAUCUGUUAUAGGUUUGAAAAACAACAUGCAAACUGACUAUAUCUUAAAGAUCCUGGGACUCGAUAUCUGUGCAGAUACACGAGUUGGAGAUGCCUCGAGGCCUGGAAUAUCUGGUGGCCAAAAGAGGAGGUUGACAACAGGAGAACUUGUUGUGGGUCCAGCUACGACUCUGUUCAUGGAUGAAAUAUCGAAUGGUUUGGACAGCUCAACUACGUUCCAGAUUGUGGCAUGUCUCCAGCAGUUGGCGCAUAUAGCUGGAGCCACCAUAUUGGUUUCACUUCUUCAGCCUGCACCAGAAACGUUUGAGCUUUUCGACGAUGUGAUUCUCAUGGGCGAAGGAAAGAUAAUCUACCAUGCUCCACGAACUGAUAUCUGCAGAUUCUUCGAAGAUUGUGGAUUUAAGUGUCCAGAGAGGAAAGGCGUUGCUGACUUCCUCCAAGAGGUUAUGUCUAAAAAAGAUCAAGAACAAUAUUGGUGCCACAGAGACAAGCCCUACAGUUAUAUAUCUGUUGAUUCAUUCAUCGAGAAGUUUCAAGAAUCAAAUCUUGGGGUUCUGGUAAAGGAAGAACUCUCUAAGCCGUUUCAUAAAACUCAGUCUCGCAAGGAUGGUUUAUGUUUUAGAAAAUACUCAUUGAGUAAAUGGGAGAUGCUUAAAGCUUGCUCGAGGAGAGAAUAUCUUUUGAUGAGACGCAACUCUUUCAUUUACUUGUUCAAAUCUGGACUGUUAGUUUUCAAUGCGUUAGUAACAAUGACCGUUUUUCUACAAGCUGGAGCUACGACGGAUGCUCGUCAUGGGAACUAUCUUAUGGGUUCUCUCUUCACUGCUCUGUUUAGACUUCUUGCUGAUGGGCUUCCAGAGCUCACUUUAACUCUCUCUAGAAUGGGAGUGUUUUGCAAACAAAAAGAUUUAUACUUCUAUCCUGCUUGGGCAUAUGCAAUCCCUUCAAUUGUCUUAAAGAUACCUCUUUCCUGUUUUGACUCGUUCCUUUGGACAUCACUGACAUAUUACGCCAUUGGUUACAGCCCCGAGGUCGGAAGGUUCUUUCGACAUUUCCUUAUCUUAUUUACAUUCAACAUUUCGUGUGUAUCACUGUUUCGCGCCAUAGCAGCGAUCUUUCGCACGUUUGUUGCUUCCUCAAUCAUCGGAGCUAUCUCAGUAUUGGUUCUCUCAUCGUUUGGAGGCUUCGUUAUUCCAAAAUCGUCCAUGCCUGCUUGGCUGGAAUGGGGAUUUUGGAUAUCUCCAUUGUCAUAUGCGGAGAUUGGUCUAACUGCAAAUGAAUUUUUCGCUCCACGGUGGAGAAAGUCUAUCUCUGGCAACACCACGGUCGGGGAACAAGUGUUAGAUGUACGUGGACUGAAUUUCGGAAAGCACACUUAUUGGAUAGCUUUGGGGGCUUUAAUCGGGUUUAUAUUCUUCUUCAAUGUCCUCUAUGCAUUGGCUUUGACAUACCGGAAUAAUCCACAAAGAUCCCGUACUAUUGUCUCUCAUGGGAAGAAUAUUCAGCCCUCAGAAGAAGAUUUUAAGCCCUGUCCGGAAAGUACGUCCCGAGUUAAAACAGGAAAAAUCAUCUUGCCUUUCAAGCCCCUUAAUGUCACAUUUCAAAACGUGCAGUAUCAUAUUGAGACUCCUCAGGGAAAGAAGCGGCAGCUUCUCUCUGAUGUGACAGGCGCACUGAAGCCCGGAAUUCUAACAUCUCUGAUGGGUGUCAGUGGAGCUGGUAAAACGACUCUUCUUGACGUCCUUUCUGGAAGGAAAACACGUGGUGACAUCAAAGGAGAGAUCCGAGUUGGAGGGUAUCCUAAGGUUCAAGAAACAUUUGCACGAGUAUCAGGUUACUGUGAACAGUUUGAUAUUCAUUCUCCUAAUAUAACAGUGGAAGAGUCUUUGAAAUACUCUGCUUGGCUUCGACUUCCCUAUAACAUCGAUUCAAAGAUCAAGAAUGAACUCGUCGAUGAAGUUCUUGAGACAGUUGAGCUUGAGGAUAUUAAAUAUUCCAUGGUGGGACUUCCAGGAGUUAGUGGUUUAUCCACAGAACAACGCAAAAGGCUGACUAUAGCUGUGGAGCUUGUUGCUAACCCUUCCAUCAUAUUUAUGGAUGAACCUACCACAGGGCUAGACGCAAGAGCCGCCGCCAUUGUUAUGAGGGCUGUGAAAAAUGUUGCUGAGACUGGGAGAACGGUUGUUUGCACGAUCCACCAGCCGAGCAUAGAUAUCUUCGAGACAUUUGACGAGCUGAUCCUAAUGAAAAACGGGGGACAGCUUGUCUACUAUGGUCCUCUUGGAAAACAUUCAAGUAAAGUUAUAGACUACUUUGAGAGAAUCCCUGGAGUUCCAAAGAUCCAAAAGAACUGUAAUCCAGCCACCUGGAUGUUAGAUAUUACUUGUAAAUAUACAGAGGAAAAAAUUGGAAUGGAUUUUGCACAAGCAUACAAGGAUUCAACUCUGUACAAGGAGAACAAACUGGUGGUUGAGCAAUUGAGUUCUGCGUCUAUGGGAUCAGAAGAUUUGAGCUUUCCUUCGCGUUUUUCCCAAACAGGUUGGGGGCAACUAAAGGCUUGUCUUUGGAAACAACAUUGCUCGUAUUGGAGAAACCCUUCUCACAAUCUCACUCGCGUAGUAUUCAUGUUCCUCAACUCUACUCUAUGUGGCCUUCUAUUCUGGCAAAAAGCCAAGGACAUAAAUAAUCAGCAAGAUCUUUUCAGCAUAUUUGGCUCAAUGUACACUCUAGUAAUCUUCUCGGGAAUAAACAACUGCGCAACAGUGAUGAACUUCAUUGCAACCGAACGCAAUGUUUUCUACCGUGAAAGGUUUGCUCGGAUGUAUUCCUCAUGGGCAUACUCAUUUUCUCAGGUCCUUGUUGAGAUUCCAUACUCAUUACUCCAGUCCCUUCUAUGUACUAUAAUCGUAUAUCCAAUGAUUGGUUACCAUAUGUCAGUCUACAAAAUGUUUUGGAGCUGGUACAGCACUUUUUGCUCGUUGCUUAUCUUCAAUUACUGUGGGAUGCUUAUGGUCGCUUUGACACCUAACAUCCACAUGGCAUUGACUCUUCGGACGACUUUUUUCUCCAUGGUAAAUCUGUUUGCUGGCUUUACCAUUCCGAAACAGAAAAUCCCAAAAUGGUGGAUAUGGAUGUACUACUUGAGCCCGACAUCAUGGGUGUUGGAAGGCUUACUGAAUUCGCAGUAUGGAGAUGUUGACAAAGAGAUAAUAGCAUUUGGUGAGACGAAGAGAGUUUCAGCUUUCUUGGAGGAUUACUUUGGUUACAAACAUGACUCAUUGGCUCUUGUAGCGUUUGUCCUCAUCGCUUUCCCCAUUGUCGUGGCUUCUCUUUUUGCCUUCUUCAUGAGCAAACUCAAUUUCCAAAAGAAAUAGUUUCAGUUUCUGUAAUUAUAGAAUUUCACUAUGCUUGCACAGCCCUGGUCCUAAAAAGUCUUGGCAUGCAUUAACAUGUUUUUUUAUCUCAAGCUGUCUUGUGUAGUAACUAGUAAGUACCCUUUGGUGAAGAGCAAUUAUUUUAUCUUAAUCUUUAUCCUU
Raphanus sativus (radish) is the source of this 4371-nucleotide messenger RNA. Its product is annotated as ABC transporter G family member 41. Gene Ontology annotation, molecular function: ATP binding; ABC-type transporter activity; ATP hydrolysis activity. The coding region runs from base 1 to 4209 and encodes 1402 amino acids. The transcript has 24 exons. Gene Ontology annotation, cellular component: membrane. NCBI's taxonomy places the organism in Eukaryota, Viridiplantae, Streptophyta, Magnoliopsida, Brassicales, Brassicaceae. The record is from RefSeq and is a predicted model, not a curated record.